GCGGAUUUGGCUACUCAGGGAGUCGCCGCACGUAGACAGAGGGGUUGAUGGAUGCCAAAAUUAAGCACACACUGCGCAUUAUUUAUACCCCAUUAGGCCCAAAAGAAAUGGCCAACGACCUUCACCCACUCCAAAGCAGCAGCCGAUCCCAGAGUACUAUUGGGAGGAAGGCUGGAAGGAGAUCUACUCCUCACCAUGGUCCAGAGAGGUCCAUCUGCAUGCCAAUGAAUUGAUGACGACAGGGGGAUCGAACGGGGCAAUACCGUUUCCCCGGCUGGGGAUCUACCCAAUCUCAAACAGUAGCCCCAGCAGAGACAUGCUGACCACCAUGGGGAAAACACAGCGAGACGCUACGAGAACGCUGCCAGUGCAAUAAAUACUUGGCGCAAAUAUUCAUCAGCAUUCAGUCUCGUUCCAAGUCUCGGCCCGAGCGUGCCAGUACAGAUUGUCAGUCGAUUGUCGAACCCGUUGCCCCAGCGAAAUACUCUGAAAAUGUUCACCUCUAUCAGAUCUCACCAGCAUCGCGCCGUCGGCCUCAUCUUACGGGCCCUCGUCGCUGGCAGCCUGCUCAUCCUGAUGAGUGCCAUCCACCAGGACACCGACGACUCCGGCUCCCACUACAUCCACCCGCGUCACGCGAUGCAAUAGCCUUGCAUCAAAGAUAACUCAGUUUUAGCGUUUAGCUUAAGUGCAACUAAAUUCUAAUCAACAGUUCACAGUCCGUUUCCUGAUGGUCGCGAUGAUCGUGACUGCGCUCACCUACUAGUAAAAGAUGUAAAUAAUAACCGGUUCCGGCCAGUGCGACAGUGGGUUUCCCUGAUGCAGGGGAGGCUAAAAAUGUCGUUUAAUUAUUACAUAUAAUCGCUGCCUAAUGCAUUUGUAACUGUCCAAUAACUCGUUGGCUAUGCAUGAAGCAGCUCAACUCUCUCGUGUGCCAAUUCUAAGUGUGUUUAUUUAUUUAUUUGUUUAUCUAAGCGGCAGAAGCACAUGUGUGCCAGCCACCGAAUAUCUUUCUCUUUCCUUGACACAGUUUAUUAUUAAGUUCUAUACUUAACAAGUUAAGAAGUGGAAUAUUGUAUGUAACUCUUCUCUUAUUUGAAAAAUAUAACAUAAAAUAUGCAAAACAUAAA
Messenger RNA from Drosophila guanche, 1130 nucleotides. RefSeq lists its product as uncharacterized. The record is from RefSeq and is a predicted model, not a curated record. The transcript has a single exon. NCBI's taxonomy places the organism in Eukaryota, Metazoa, Arthropoda, Insecta, Diptera, Drosophilidae. Bases 493 to 648 code for a protein of 51 amino acids.